AUGUUAGCUCAAGGGAUGUAUUAAGAUUCUAAAAUAAAAAAAGUACAGUUAUAGGGAGGUAGAAUGAAUUGGCCGAUGGCAGUAAGAGCGAAAAAAUCCUGAGGUAAGCAACAACGCAUCAAAUUAAAUAUCCUGACUCAAUUGCAGACUUAUAAAACUACCUUCCACUCUUAUGGGUACAAUUUGAAUUAUUGGAGCAAAUAAAAAAUGGAAGGCAUACUUAUUGUGCAUUUUCUUACCAAAUAUAGAAAUUCAUUUCUAAACAUCCGCCGCAAGGAUUAGAAGACAUUACUUAAGCAGUACAAUCUCUGUAAGAACCAUCUAGCAAACUUUUUAAGAAAAGUAUAAAUUUUUGGAUAUCCGAUAGACAUAACCGAGUACCUGAUUGUUACAGUAUUGCUAAAGUUUAAAGUAUAAAUUUCAUGUAUAUUUUAGAGUCAAAAUAAUAUCUAUCACUUGAGGGGUUACAUACUCGUAAAAAAUUAUCCAAGAACUCUUGGUAUUAAAGAUGAAUCGAAAGAGAAUAUGCGUGUUUAUCUAAGCAGGACAAUUAGUAUUAGGAGAUGGGAGAUAUUAUAUAUUUUGCUUCGCAACAACACUGUAUCCAUCAAAAAAUAAUAACCUGAAGCGCAUACCUUCACACAUUAAUCAUGUCUAUCGAUACUAUUUUUUUACGGAAUCAUAAAUAAGAAUCACAUGAGUAAACUAUUCCAGGAAAAAGGGGAUCAGAUCCAAAAUUAGUACAAGUUUACAGAAUGAAAAAGGUAAGAAUUACAUUAUUACAGAGUUCUGAAGGAGACAUCAUAAAAUCCUCUGUUGUUUUAACCAAGCAAUACGUUAUUCAUAAAGAUUUCCACUGCUUAUGAGCAAAGGUAAGUCUAGUUUGCAGGAUUUAACUCUUUGUGGAUUUAAUUUUAAUGUUGCAGUUCUCAUGGGAAAAAUUGUAUAUGCAAUAAUAAGAAAACUUAAAAUUUGAACCAGAUAUUAAAUAUUUUGGAAUUAAGACUUUAGUUGAAUUCGUAAAGUGGACACAUGAUAGCUACCAUAAGACAGAAGUAAAAUUAUUGAAGACUCAUAAAUAUAUGUGAAUAGAACUUAUUAUGCAUAGUUCUGGUAGCCGAACACUUGCAUUUUUGUUAUUCUCUCAAAGAUUAAAUAUCACUUCGAAUUGCUACAAGUAACAAAAGAGAAAGGUGCAAGCUCAAAUGUACUAUCUAACAGAAGUAGAAACGCAAUUACAAAAUGUAAUAAGGCUUGCUUAACUAGAAGAGUUUAGGUAUAUAUUAUAAAGGAUAGCAGGGGUGUUUAGAAUCAAUAGGUGAUGCAGCAGAUAUUGAUUCUGAAAGUAAGGUCCUAGAUAUAAGCAAAAAUGCAAGUGCAUUAUAUUUAUUUUAAAUAAAAUUUAAAAAGAAAAUGAUAAACUCUAACUGAGGAUAAAGAAAAUAAAUAGUCCUGCAAUGGUUAAUAGAAAUAAAAUUCAGGGAGAGAGAAUGAACAAUUAUCUUAUCAUUUUCAGCAUCAAUACAUAUUUUACAGGAUGGAGGGAAUGUGAUAAACAGUCUCUUUUAGUCUAGCUAUCAAAUCAUAUGAUUUCUUACAAGAACAAUUUGGUUCUUGAAGUACACAAGUUAUAGUUGCAAGUCUUGCUGAACCUUUUCUUACUAGUCAAGACAUUCUAAAUAAGAGGCUUGGACAUAAAGAUAAGAUUGUAAUCUCCAUGAUU
Paramecium octaurelia is the source of this 1723-nucleotide messenger RNA. Lineage: Eukaryota; Ciliophora; Oligohymenophorea; Peniculida; Parameciidae. The record is from the annotation of a GenBank genome assembly.